This is a messenger RNA of Polistes canadensis, 1916 nucleotides long. RefSeq lists its product as uncharacterized. The transcript has 3 exons. Lineage: Eukaryota; Metazoa; Arthropoda; Insecta; Hymenoptera; Vespidae. The record is from RefSeq and is a predicted model, not a curated record. Gene Ontology annotation, biological process: rRNA processing. The coding region runs from base 265 to 1314 and encodes 349 amino acids.
AAAAUUAAAUAUUAAUUUUAAAUCUUGUUCCUAAAUACGUGAUUUAUAUCGAUAUCUCGAAGAUCGAUUUUGAUCUUGAAUGUCAUCUAGUGGCAAAUGAGUGAAUUAAUUUUCAAAGUUCUCUCGUGAUAAUAGAUUCAGUGUUUUCACGCGACGUGUGUACAUAUACGAAAGUUCUAUAUAAUUAUCGUUAAAAAUAGUUCAAAUAUUUAUUGUCUUUUUGAUUAUAUCUAUUACUUCGAUGAUUAGUUAAGAUAGUUAAGAAUGCAUAAAAACAUAAACAUUUCUAUCAUACCUCACACAGUGCGUAGAUUUAUUAGUUCGAAUAAUACAAUGUAUAAAAAUUAUACAGUAAGAGAAAGUAAAUUCAUGAAUAGAUUUCUAAAACAAAGUGAACCUAAAAGAAAGUGGUAUAAAGAUAAGCCACCUGCUGAUUUGGAUUUUCAUUCAAGUUUGAUAAAGGAAAAAAAACCUUCGAUACAUGCGAAGAGAAGAAUAGUUGUACUUAACAAAUUGUUUAUGAAACACAUAACUGACUUAAUGUCAACAUGCGAAACUACAUCAGAGUUUUCAGAACGUGGUGUCGAAAUAACAAAUGUGAGUAUUUCUUCAGAUUAUAAAACUCUUAAUGUAUUUUGGAUAUUAGAGAAAGUGGACGAUAAAAAUUGGCCAACAACAAUAGAAGAAGUUUUAGAAAAGAAUUCAUAUAUCUUACGUCAUGAACUAUCCCAAAUGCGUAUCAUCAGUAAUGUACCCAUUAUAUGCUUUGUGAAAGAUAAAACAAUUUCUCUAGCAAGAGAAAUUGAAAAUAGAUUAGCAUCGCUUGACUUCGAUAAAGAUUAUAUUGAAGCCAACAAUAAAACUAUACAAUUAGAUAUUAAUAAUGACGAUGAAACUGAUCAUUCUAACAAUAGUUUUCAAAUAACACUACCAGAAAUGAGGCAUGAUGUUUUAGGAUUAGAUCAUCAUAAAAUUAUGUCAAAGAUUAAAAACUCUAUAAAUAAAUCAAAAAAUCGUACUAGCAAUAAGGACAUAUUAGAAUCACAUUCAAAACUAAAGGCACAACCUAUGUCUACUUUUCUUGAUAACGAAGAUAUUUCUAAGAGUAAAAAUCAACGAGAAUUAUUUACCGAAUUCUUGAAGAAGAGAAAGAUAGAAGAAAAGAAAAAAUAUCGCUUAAAAAGCAACAAACAUUUGCAACCAAAUGUUCAUAGUACAUUUAACGACGAUGGUGAUGAUGAAACUUACUUUGAUCAAGACUUUGAUAAUACACUUAUGAAAUAUGAUGAAAAUGGUGAUGAAUUUAAAAAAUAAAAAUUUCACUAAAAUAGUUAAUAAUUUCAUUGAUAUGGUAUGUUAUUUUAUUUUAUAUAAAUAUAAUACUUAGUAGGACAUUUUAGUUAUUUGUAAAGAAUAAUUUAAUUAUAUAUUAUACACGCAACUAUUUCACAAUCAAAGAAUACGAAAAUCUUGAUACUAAAUUAUUUUAAUAUUGUUUUAAUUAUAUUCUAAUUAAUAAUUGUUAAAUUUAUAUUUCGUAAAGCAUAUAAUUUACUCUUUUUCUUUUUCUUAUGAAUUUCAAUUGAUAAAAAUUGCUAUAUAUUAAAUAAUAUUCAAAAAAUCAAUUUAAUGAAUAUUACAAUAAUGAUAUUUUAAUAUAGAAAAACAUAAUUAAAGAAAUUUUAGAAAGCUUUUAAUAUGAUUUAAAAAAAUCCUACUUUUUUAAUCAAAUUAUAUAACUAUUAUUAUUAUAACAUUCAAAUGUUGAACGUCACAUAAUAAUUGUACUUUCUUUUUCUUUUCUUAAAUAUAAUACAUUAAUACAUGCAGGCCAUGUAUAGUUCAUAUGUGCAUCUGUGUACAUAUUAUCAUCAUAAAAAUCAUUUUUAUAAAAUAAUAAAAUAUACAUUAACUAG